This is a messenger RNA of Pisolithus orientalis, 2061 nucleotides long. RefSeq lists its product as uncharacterized. Lineage: Eukaryota; Fungi; Basidiomycota; Agaricomycetes; Boletales; Pisolithaceae. The record is from RefSeq and is a predicted model, not a curated record. The transcript has 3 exons. Bases 132 to 1724 code for a protein of 530 amino acids.
CAAACUUGAAAAUUAAGGAGCAGGUUGUGGCCGGGCCUGACGAUGCUCUACAGUCGAGAUCAAAUUCUCACGCCACCUCUUCGCAGCAACUCUGACAUGCUGCGACUGCUCGUCAAUGAUCAUACAACGAGAUGUCACCCAAGUCCGCCUUGUUCGAGGGCGAGAAAACCACAGUCAAGUCGGCCAUUCCGCCAGAAGACAACAAAAUUUACUUCGCCACGCCUGUUCGCGUCUACUUUGCACAUCCCCAACGAUACGAGUGGACCUAUGGAGGUUUACAGGGCGCUCUCGCACUCGUUGAGGAUUUUUCUAAGCGUGCGUACUUUGUGAAGCUCGUGGACAUUUUUGGGAGCAGAGGUGUCAUAUGGUCGCAUGAGGUAUAUGAGGGGCUCGAGCUGAACCAGGACAAACCCUUCUUUUAUUCAUUUGCCGGUGAUUCAUGUAUGAUUGGUCUGGUCUUCUCCGACCAAAAGGACGCAAAGUUCUUUCACAAAAAGCUCACCAAUCGCAAAGCGAUCAAAGCGAAAGCCGCCCAAGUAACAAAGCCAGUUUCAAAGGGCGGUAAGAUUGACAAGUCCAUGAUAUCGGGUCCGGUGCAAGGCUCCUUCAAGCAUGUCGCGCACAUGGAAUUCGAUCUUGAGAAGGGUUUUAUUGUUGAGGGUGUAGAUAAAUCCUGGGGACAACUUGCUGCCGACUUGGGGGUGCAUGGUAUUCCCACAGACGUUGUUGAGGCCAACACGGAUUUCAUUCGGGAGUUUUUCGAAAAAGCGAAACAAAAUGGUCAUAUCCAGGAUACGGAACCUGCCAAGAAGAAGCCACCACCCCCACCGGUCCCUCGACGCGGAAUGCAUGGACCCUCGGCAAGUGUUACUUCGACCAACGGCGACACCCAAUCCGCUCCGGCACCCCCAGUACCUCCUGCAAGGGUUCCGCAUACUAAACCAAUCCCCCCUCCUCAGCCGCGAUCUGCACAACGCAAUUCAGGCGCUCCUAUCCCACCACCACCUCCUUCCAGAAGUCCUGCUCAGCCGCCACCACCUCCUCCUAUUCGACCAGCUAGUGCUGCACCUGUGCAUCCUUCUCGCCCAGCUCCUCCACGCCCAGGAGUGACCCCUCCACUUACCAACGGACCACCACAACCACCGCCACCACCGCCAUCAACCAGCGGGCCACUACCACCACCACGACCUCCGCCAUCAACCAAUGGUCCACCACCACCACGACCUCCGCCAUCAACCAGUGGUCCACCGCCACCACGACCACCACCGUCAACCAGUGGUCCUCCACCUCCACCUCCACCCCCGCCUCCACCUCCACCUCCACCGCCACCCCCGACAACUGGGUCUCCUCCGACCACUCAUGGACCACCCUCUCCUCCAACUGAAGAUGACGUGCCACCCCCUCCUCCACCCCCACCACCUCCCACUUCAGCGUCGGCACUUCCAGCUAUGCCACCCUCCCAGCCCGGCCGCGCUGAUCUUUUGGCGUCCAUCCGGGGGCAAAGUGUCCACAAUCUGCGCAAGACCCCCAAAGUCGAUCCCAACGCAACGUCGACGCUCGCGCCUACGGCAGACGAACCUAGUACACGUAGCGGUGAUAGUGGCGGAACUACAGUUGCAGCUGGUGGUGAUUUAACCGCUGCACUUGCAGCCGCGUUACUGCAGAGGAGUAAGAAAUUGGGAGAGAGCGAUGAGGAGGAUGACGAUGACGAUGACUGGGAUUAGAUUAGCUGCUAUUUAUGACGUUUAUACAAUCGAAUACCCGGUGUUCUGUCCCGGUUCAAUUGUGAUGUAUGAUAUAUGCGAGUAUGUAAGUGAACGCUUGGUUACGGUAGUUCGGAAGUACUCGUUGAGUCCGAUCUUCCUAAAUGACCCUUCCUUGCGUACGGAGUUGAAUGCACCGCAUGAUAUCACCACGAACGUCCCCAUAGUCACUGUUCCAUAAAAUCCAGCCAGCCAGCCAGUGGCAUGUAUCCAAGGACGACGAUACGAUGAUAACCUGAUUUGGGCUGGAAGGCGAUUGCCGAGAUUGGUGUGACAAAUGAGGGGGAACAGUUCGGGA